This is a messenger RNA of Mesoplodon densirostris (Blainville's beaked whale), 591 nucleotides long. RefSeq names its product surfactant protein C (gene SFTPC). Bases 1 to 591 code for a protein of 196 amino acids. The transcript has 5 exons. The record is from RefSeq and is a predicted model, not a curated record. Gene Ontology annotation, cellular component: extracellular region; alveolar lamellar body. Lineage: Eukaryota; Metazoa; Chordata; Mammalia; Artiodactyla; Ziphiidae. Gene Ontology annotation, biological process: respiratory gaseous exchange by respiratory system.
AUGGAUGUGGGCAGCAAAGAGGUCUUGAUGGAGAGCCCGCCGGACUACUCAGCAGUCCCUGGGGGCCGGUUCCAAAUCCCCUGCUGUCCUGCGAGCAUCAAACGCCUUCUCAUCGUGGUCGUGGUGGUGGUCCUUGUUGUCGUGGUGAUUGUAGGGGCCCUGCUCAUGGGUCUUCACAUGAGCCAGAAACAUACUGAGAUGGUCCUAGAGAUGAGCUUCGCGGGGCCGGAAGCCCAGCAACGCCUGGCCCUGAGUGAGCGUGUGGGAACCACUGCCACCUUCUCUGUUGGCUCCAAUGGCAUCGUGGUGUAUGACUACCAGAGGCUCCUGAUUGCCUACAAGCCAGCCCCGGGAACCUGCUGCUACGUCAUGAAGAUGGAUCCGCAGAGCAUCCCAAGUCUUGAGGCUCUCACUAGAAAAUUCCAGAACUUCCAGGUGGGUUGCUCUUUCCAGGCCGAGCCCUCAGUACCUACCUCUAAGCUGGGCCAGGAGGAGGGCCGUGACACCGGCUUGGCAUCCUCCGGGGACCUGGCCUUCCUGGGCAACACCGUGAGCACCCUGUGUGGUGAGGUGCCCCUCUACUACAUCUAG